Molecule: messenger RNA, 671 nt
Organism: Schistocerca americana (American grasshopper)
Lineage: Eukaryota; Metazoa; Arthropoda; Insecta; Orthoptera; Acrididae
Product: sushi, von Willebrand factor type A, EGF and pentraxin domain-containing protein 1-like
Exons: 6
Coding region: 1-591 (196 amino acids)
Source: RefSeq, a predicted model, not a curated record
AUGAGUGAAAAUGAAUCUAGAAUACCAGCAAAUCUCAAACAAUUAACACCAGAAACAAUGUAUAAGGAAGAAAAGCCAACAGAAUAUUAUAUAUUCAGCUGUUAUUGUCUUGUAGAUAAUAUAAAGUUGAUUCAGAAGCUCUCCAUAAAUCGAACAGCAGGUUUGAUAACAUUCAGUCAUGUUGCUGAUGUAGACAUUCCACUGACUCAGACAGACACGUGUGCAUUUGUUGACUCUGUUGGUGAACUUGUUUACACAAAGGGUGGAACAAGUAUCCUAGUUGCAUUAAAUUUGGCAGUUGAUGAAAUAAAGGAAAAUGCCAUUCAUAAUACAACACUUGUAUUUCUAAUAACAGAUGGCAUCAGCACAACUGAUCCAACUCCAGCUGCUGACACAUUGAAAGCAAAUGGAGAUAUUGUGUUUACAAUUGGUAUUGCUGAUUAUCAGCGAGAUCAGCUUGAACCACUGGCUACAGUUUCUUCAGAUGGAACUCCCAAUUUCUUUGGAGUUUCAAGCUUUGAAGUGUUCCUGACGAUUGCACAGUACCUUAACACAACUUACAUUGACCAAAGCCAGAUAAACUGCAACUAAUCCAUCAUUUAACACUGCUAUUUUCCUUGAACUUACACGUUAGAAGCUGAACUGGUUCCUCUACGCUGGAUACUUUCAUG